Molecule: messenger RNA, 1995 nt
Organism: Saccostrea cuccullata (small rock oyster)
Lineage: Eukaryota; Metazoa; Mollusca; Bivalvia; Ostreida; Ostreidae
Exons: 7
Coding region: 781-1995 (404 amino acids)
Source: RefSeq, a predicted model, not a curated record
UUAUAUCCAAAUAAUGAUCAAUCAAUCAUUAACCAAAUUAAACCAUUCAUUACAUUGCUUUAGGUCACGAGUUCAUUAAUAGAUCAACCUAUUUCAAAUGCCAAUUGAAUUAAUGAAAUAAAAUAUACUGAAUUUAUCAUUUGUAACUUCUACCAAUGGAUUAGGAAUGUGCAAAAAUCAAUUUAAUUUUAUAAACAAACCUUUGUUUUAGCAGUGUUGGCCACACCCUAAUUUUAAUAGGAUACAUAAAAUUAAAGCUACCAACAUAGCUUUAUUACCUGCAUGUAUAUCAGCAUAACACAGUGAAAAUAAUGGACUCAUUGACCUUUUGCUUUGGUAGUUUUUUUUUUUUUUUUAUGUUUUUCUUUUUUAAAUUAUUAAUAAAUCAGGGUUUCUCACUGACAUUUUUAUUUGAAAAUAAGAACAAAUUUGCCCCCCUCCCCCUGAAAUUUUAUUAAUUUAUCAGUAUUUUUUAUGUUACUUUCAUUAUUAAAAAUAUGUGUGCAUUUGGCAAGUAAACUAUCCCAAGAUAGUCCCAUGUAGUUUAUACAUUUAGUGACAAACCCUGAGAUCACAAAUUGAUGUUUUGAUUCUCUUUUCUUAUUUUCCUUUUUUUCUUCUUACAGUUUUUUUUUACAGUUUCAUUUUACUGCUGACAAGAAGUCUAGCAGUUGAUAAAUGUGAUAAAUGACCAUUCAAACAUGAAAGAAAACUUGGAUCACUCUUUCAUAUCCAAGUGGAAAGAGGACUCAUCUUGUGAGAAAUGAGCUUCACCAGUCAAUGUGCAAGGCCAUUUGCAGGUCAGAAAAUGUGGAACAGACAGUCCUCUGUUUAUUGGUAAAGGAAAAUCCCAGAGUAGUUGUAAAUGCUGCAGCAAAAGUUGUAUCGGAAGAAUCCAGAGAACUAUGUAAACAGAACUCAAAUUCUCUCUUACAAAUGAAAGAUCAGGAGAGUCUUAUGUCCUUCGCAUGGGACAAAUUUUAUAAAGAACUGGAAAUCCGAGCCCCAAAUUUAUUAAGAGUUGUAAGUUCAAUUGUGAGUGAUAUUCCUACAGUAAUUGGAGAGAAGAAAUACAUGAACAUCCUUCACACUGUUGCAUCAGGUCUCCAUGGGCGUAGUAUGGAAAUGUCAGGACUUCACUACAGCAUAGCUUUUGUCCUUGUUCAUGGAGGAUGUACGCUUAGGGAUAUCGAUAGACUUGCCAAAAUUGGACUGUGUGUUUCUUCAAGUUCUGUCCAUAAGAAGCUGUCGUCAUGGAAAGAUAGCUUAGACGAAGCAGUGAUAAAGUUACGUACAGAUUGGGAAAAUGGUGGGCGCAUCAAAUACCAGUUGGUUGGUGAUAACUGGGACAAAAAUAUACUUCCAUCAUUCAGAACAUCCCAGCAGACAACAACGUCACUACAUUUGUUCAACACCAUUGCAGUAGUGGAUAGGGUUGUGCCAGUGCCUUAUGAUGUGCCAAAUAUGGAUGCAAACAGUGAUAUUGAUGCCAAUCGCUUUGUACCAUCUGUUGAGGAGCAAAAGUUGCUCAUGGAUGAAUUAGUGUUCAUUGUUGCAUCAUCUGUAAUCAGCAAUGUACCACAGAUGAGAGAUAUAUUUGGAAAAAUUUACCCAAAGCAUCUUCAUCAUGAAUUUAGUGACCAAGCUGGAGAAAAAACAAAACAGUAUCCUCUGGGCCUUACAGACUGCAAUGAGAAUAAAACUGCAGAAGUGAUUAAGAUGUUAGGAGAAUUUCAACACAAGUAUGUUCCAUUCAAGAAUGAUGAAAUUCACGAACCAGUUUUUUUUGGUGGUGAUAGACUGACGGAUGAAAGAAUUCAAUCAGCCCAACAAGCGAUGCUGAAUGCAGAAUCCCCAGCAGGAAGGCUUGAAGGCUUUAUUUCUAAGAUUGAGGACUUUCAUAGGCUGAUGAAUUUUUUAGAGGCCAUCGCAAAGUUGACCUACAGCACAGAUUCUGCAAGUGACCCAGGCACAAUGUUCUACUUUAGAAACUAG